Messenger RNA from Babesia bigemina, 5121 nucleotides. RefSeq lists its product as hypothetical. Gene Ontology annotation, molecular function: metal ion binding. Lineage: Eukaryota; Apicomplexa; Aconoidasida; Piroplasmida; Babesiidae. The transcript has a single exon. The record is from RefSeq and is a predicted model, not a curated record. The coding region runs from base 1 to 5121 and encodes 1706 amino acids.
AUGGGAUUUUUGCAUGGUGUGCUUGAAGCGGUGAAAGAAGAUGAUGCAGUUAAAACGUACGAUAAAUACAUGGAUAGAAAGCUUAAUACAGUACUAGAAGAGGUAAAUAAAAAUAUUGGCUCCGGGCGUAAUGGGCUUGCGGCGUCUGUCGGCGCGGUGAGGGGGUGGUUGGAGGGGUAUGAAGGUGUUCUUACCACCAAUACUAAGAACCUUAGAAAUGCGUAUAUAACACUAAGAGAUUUUAAUUUUUUAAAAAUUAGCGAUGCACUUAGUUCACUUAAAAAACUUAGAGGCGAUGACAUUGCCAAGGUAGCCGACAUCAUAGAUAGGUGUAUUACUGAGGCCGGUAACUUGUCGAAAGACUUUACGCUGGCGAAGGUAGCGUAUACUAAGCUUGAUACGUCACUUAGAAAUAGACUACGUGACACUGCCCGCCGUUUGGAAGUAGAGGUGGCGCGGUUUGUAGCAGCGGCGAGUAACAGUGAGUUGAAAGCUGUUGUACAUUUGACCGGAAGGGAACUGGAGGUUCUACAAAGUACGGUGAACAGUCACGCGAAGGGGUGUUUGCACAUAAUGGAGAGUAAGAUGAACGAAGAAUUCAACGAGAAGAUUACGCAAAAAAUUGCAGGAAUUAAUGAUGAACUAAAACAACAUAUUAUCAUGUUGGACAGGUGGAUCGCGGCGGCGCAAAAUGUUGUCGAGCAGGCAAUAAAGAAGUGUGAUGAGAUACUUGGCAAAAUUAAAGAAAACGAUGAGAAUACAUUGCAGACGACAGAAAUAGGAAAAGCCGUCGAAAAGUUAAAAGGCGAGGCAAUAAAGCUUUUGAGUUCUGCGACUGAGGCUAAGAGAAGUGUUCAGAGUUUGGUGCCUGCGGCACUAAAGAAGGUGGAAGAAAUGGACACGGCGGUUGAGUAUGGUUUGUUUCAGAUAAAAGAACAGCUGAUGACAGGAUUGUAUAAAUACGUUAGUGCUUAUGUUGCUGAAGUACAAAGGCAAGUCGGAUUAAUUAAGGGUAAGAGAGGAGGAGAUGAUGGAAAAGGUAUCGAAGGGAUAAAAAAAAAGGUGCAAGGUUAUAUGAAUCAAUAUAAAACCUUCGAAAGCCUGGUGCAACAUUGGAUCAACGAUAUUCUUACCGAUAAUGGCAUAGUUAAAGAAUCGCUCGGGACGUACGUUAGUAAAAGUGGUCAACAUAGAUUCAAUCCCGAUGAUAUAACUAAUAGAAAUGGAUUUCAUUUGACGAAUUCCAAUAAGGUAGCAGCUGCAAUCAAGGAGCAGUUGACGCUGCUUGGUAUAGAAAUGGGGAACGCGGGAAUUGAGGAUGACGGCGAAGACAAUAUUCAGAACAAUAUUAUGGCUGUACACAAUUGUGUCACUGGAUUCGUAAUGCAUCUUAACGCUAAACUCGAUAAGGGAAAACCGCUGUCUGGUGAUAGAGACAGAUUUGUUGAGUCCAUAGCCACAGCUAUUGAGAAAGCUGUGGUAGUAGGAGGCGAUGGUGCGGCUUUCCGAAGCCAUCUCAAGCCCGUCGUUACUAACGUACUUGCUGCUUUGUACACGAAAACCAACCAGAUUCUAACCGAACUAGAAUCAUUAGUUGGCGUCGAACACGAAGUAAAAAUAGGAGAUAAUUUGGACGAUGCGCUGGGAGUGUCAAACAAUUUGGUUGAAGGUUUUACUGAGGCGAUAAAAAACCCUUCCGAAACCUCCUCCGCCACAUUCUUCAACCCUUAUGAUGCUGGGUCUACGAUUAAACUCAAAGACAAUAUCUUAAAAACGAUCAGUGAGGCACUGAUAAAGCAGAUUGGGAAGGAGAAUAAUCAUGGUAGAGUAAAUCUUGAAGGCGUUUCAAACUUCGCUCUGUACCGUACAAGCGUCACUGUGCCCACGGACGGUAAGCUGACAGGUAUUAAAGAUAAGAAAGAAGGAACACUACCGGAAGCUAUUGGAGAUAUUAAGACUGAGGUGGAAAAAGCAUUGCAAAAUGUUCAACCACAUCCUAGUGUAGGAGCGAUUCGGGAAGUUAAGGAUGCAACGUUUACAGAUCAGUACAACAUUGUAAAAAGAGAACUGCAAGACCUGACCAAAUUAGUUGAUGAAAAGAACGACAGUUUAAUCAGUGGUGAAAAUGGGAAAAUUGGCGUAAAAACACUAUUGAGAGAUAUAAAGCGGGGGCUAGGGAACAAGAGGGUAUGGUACUUUUUUCCGAAGGGCCUCACUGAAAUAAAGGAGCGUAUCCAUCACCUUCAAAAUACCGCUCUUACAGAGCUACUUACAAACGCCGAUAAUUUUUAUAAUGAUGUCAUGCAGAAGCUAACUGGUGAAGCAAUAGACUCCAUCAAGGCAUUCGUCAACAAGGAGAUACACCGAUCAACCACAACUAUGCGAGAAAAGGCGCAACAUCAUUACCACAACAAAAUAAGUAGUCUGUUCCAUGAGACUAAGUCAAGAGUCACGAAGUAUAUUAUUGAAAUGGAAACAAUGAUUGACAAGGAUUUGCAAAGCGGCGUUAAGGGCUUGAUGAGGAAAUUAAGGAUGCACCUAGAAAACGAUAUUCAAACCAAAGUCAUUUCUGGCAAUAAAAUAAGUGACGUGUAUAAAAACAUCGCUGCUUUUUCCACUAAGCUUCAUCCGUUACUCUCCGCCCUCCUCACCUACACCAAUGCCGACCUUAAGAAAAUCGACCCAAAUUUCACCAAACUCGCCAAAUUCGCCAAACCCCUCGAAAUGCCAUUUGCCAUCCUUGCUGAUGUCGCCCACUUCAGUUCUGCCUUUGCCAAUACCCUCUCCACCCUCUCCUCUCUCUCCUCCGCCCUCGACCCCCAAGCGCUGCCGGACGCAGGACGGCCCGUGCUCAAGGCGCUGAAGCAGGGGAUGCUGGGAUUCGUGGAGGAGUUGGGGAAGGGGUAUGUGAGUAGGUAUUCGAUGGAAACGUUCAAAGAGGGGUUGACUGAUAAGAAAGACACAUUAACCGAUUACGGCCGGAAGUGCGCGAAGGUAUGUCUCAGCAUAGUGCCCAUCGUGACCAACUCACUAAGUGAGCUCAAAGAGAACCUUGACGACGAAGACGGGAAGUGGAAGAAAUAUAAGAUAUAUAAUUCAGAUAAAUCCCACCAUAGCCUCCAUCGGCUAUUCUUCCGUGACAACGGUUAUGAUAUUGACUUGCCUGUGGAAGCGAAACACGGCGAGCUGAAUCAUAAAGAUACGAUACUAGGUGAAAUAAUUCUCAACAAAUUGAACGAUCCUACGUAUAAAUUGUUCGCUACUAGUAAGCAACCGCUUGGCGAUCAAGAGCUCACGGUAGACUUGGUCAACGAACACGGUAUCCUUGAAGAUCUGUUCGAUUGCCUUAAGAAAUACUUCGCAGUCUGCCACCUCGGCGCUCCCUCGAAGAAACACCCGUGCUCCGUUAACGAGAUGCUGUGCUGGCUGACUGGUCUCCCGCACAAUGGUGUUUAUGAGAAGCUGAAGGGGUACAUUCACAGCGUAUUUAUGGUGCCGAAAAAAGACAAUCCAUCCGAAAAAAUAUAUAUGCCUAUUGAUGCCUCUCCGUCUCCCAUCACUGAACCCAGUAUGGUAGAAGUUAUCGGACAGGUCUGCGCCAAGUCAUACGCCCUGCUGACCACCUUCGUCGGCACCGGUGACGAGGCAACGUACUACGCGUGCGAGUUCCCUAACAACUCCCUCGGUUUGCAGUAUCCAUCAAACCCUGCCGACUGCCUCGACACGCUGCUCGACAUCCUCCGUCGUAUUUUCCCGCCGCUAAAAUUCCUGUUCAUGCAGUGCGGUCAACCAGCGUCUGAAAAUGGUUGGUUGAAGUGCGUGUACGGUAAGAGUGUAGCGUCAUCCAAGUGGCCGUGCAAGGAGCACUCAAAGGGCAAAGCUAGGUGCGAAGCAAAGUGUCAACCAACGUGCGGACCAACGUGCCAACCAAAUUGCCGGCCAACGUCUCCACUUCAGUCCUACCUAUCCGACUCUCUCACCGGCCAUUUGCCACAUGCUUUGACAUCCAUCGGCUGCAGAGCUGAGUGUAAUACAUGUCCUAAGGGUAAGCCAGGAAUGCCCUGUAUCACUCCGCUCGGGUUCCGUGGCUUCUCCGGGUCGACCAAGACAGGCUCCUACCUGUCCUCCGUCAUCGGGGAAUUCUUAGAUAUUGCAAAUAUUCAUACCCUGUUUGGCCUAUCACCUACAACACCAAAAACGCUGCCGGAACACUUUGACUUCGUUUCGUGUCUUGUGCGUGGGUGGCAUAAUGACAAAAAGUAUCAUAAAGUUGGCGUUCAGAAGGCUUUCGAAGACUCAGCCGGCAGCUUGUCUAUCAAGCUGUAUAAUCAGCCUCACGAACUCACUGACGCACUGCGUAAUGCCUAUAGUGAGCCGCGGCCUGCUCAACUCAAUCAGGUGCGUAUGCCUCCACACGCUGCGUUGUCGAGUCUGUGGCUGAUAACUCCUAAUGAUCUCAGCCUGAAAGCAUAUUGCGCUCCGUAUAUGUCACCUCUAUGCGGGAAUGCCUACGGGUGCCUGCCAUUUAAGCACUCUAAUACGUACCUCUCCUGGGCCAUCUACCUCCCGUGGACAUUCUGGGACCUGCUCAACAAUCUCUACAAUUCCUUCUGCUCCAUCAACUGCCAAGACUGGGGAUGCCGUGGAUGUCUUCGUGGAGAUAAGUGCAAGAUGGGAGCGCAUGGUUCUAUCCAUGAGACUACCAAGAAAUCCAAUUGUCAGUGCUCUUCCAUCGUCGACUGCAAGGGCGUCGCACCAACGCUCUACCAGUAUGGUUUCGUCUUUGGUGAAGCGUCGACGUUGAAUGACAAGCAAUCGCCGAAGAAGUGUUCAGAUUUCUGCAGUCAGUUGAAGAAUGUUUUAAAAUCGAAAUAUUUCGAAAAAUUGUUUGAAGAAUGUGACAACUUCCUCUGGACAAUACGUACACCUUUCUCCUACCUUGUUCUUUCACUCUGGCUCCUCUCCUUGUUGUACCUCCUCCACAUCAUGGUCAUCCGCCUCGACCUGCUCCACAUCAAAUCUCACUUACACUCACCAUCAUCACAUCGCAUCGCCGCGCAAUCACUACUUGCUGCUGGACGUGUUAACAAGCUUAACAGAGUGUUUUACCUUCAACCAUAA